Cynoglossus semilaevis (tongue sole) is the source of this 3743-nucleotide messenger RNA. RefSeq names its product solute carrier organic anion transporter family, member 1D1 (gene slco1d1). Gene Ontology annotation, cellular component: basolateral plasma membrane. Lineage: Eukaryota; Metazoa; Chordata; Actinopteri; Pleuronectiformes; Cynoglossidae. The transcript has 15 exons. The coding region runs from base 327 to 2381 and encodes 684 amino acids. The record is from RefSeq and is a predicted model, not a curated record. Gene Ontology annotation, biological process: transmembrane transport; sodium-independent organic anion transport; bile acid and bile salt transport. Gene Ontology annotation, molecular function: bile acid transmembrane transporter activity; protein binding.
CCUGUACCCCACUUCUUCACUACUUGUCGUGUAGCUGUUACCUGACUCUGAGUGUGUGUGUGUGUGUAGGGGUUGGUGGGCAUUCAGCUCUUUUUAUUGACAUGAUCACCAAGUGCACAGGAAAGGCUGGGUUACUGAUUAUAGGUGAUGUUUGUAGUUUGUUUGUGAUAAGACUGCGACUUUAAGCACAAAGUCCUGCCAGGUACGACGGAGCGCCGGCUACUUUCAGACAUCACCGACAUCCGUCACAGGAGCUCUGCCCCGUCGCAGGACUAUCUGUGUUUUCUUUUGGGCCUCCUUUCGUCCGCCCAGAGCACGGCAGCAUCAUGAGUGUGGAGUCCAAAAAACCACGUGAUGGUUGCUGCUCAAAGCUCAAGCUCUUCCUGGUUUCUCUGUCUUUCGUAUAUUUUGCAAAAGCCUUCGGUGGAGCCUACAUGAAGAGCUCCAUCACUCAGAUCGAGAGGAGAUUCGACAUCCCCAGCUCCCUGAUUGGAGUCAUCGACGGCAGCUUCGAAAUGGGAAACCUCUUGGUCGUGGCCUUUGUGAGCUACUUUGGCGCUAAGCUCCAUCGUCCCAGGCUGAUCGCUAUUGGCUGUGUGAUCAUGGCGUUGGGAUCUUACCUCGUGACUCUGCCUCACUUCCUGCAGGGGCUGUACAAAUAUGAGACCAGUGUGACUCACAGCUCAGACAUCAACAGCACUGACACCAUCCUGCCCUGUCACUCCAACCACAGUACACAGGCAGCUCAGGAUUUACUGCCCAAAGCAGGAUGUGAAAAGGCAGCCGGUUCGUCCAUGUGGAUUUAUGUAUUCUUGGGUAACAUGCUGCGAGGAAUCGGCGAGACUCCCAUCGUGCCGUUGGGUGUCUCCUACCUGGACGAUUUCUCCAGAGAAGAGAACACGCCCUUCUAUUUGGCCUGUAUCCAUACGGUCGGGAUUUUAGGACCCAUGUUCGGAUACCUACUGGGAUCCUUCCUAGCUAAGAUCUACGUGGACGUUGGGUUCGUAGACUUGGACACCAUCGCCAUCAACCAUAAGGACUCCCGUUGGGUGGGGGCCUGGUGGCUCGGCUUCAUAGCCACUGGAACCGUGAUCUUUCUGGCCGGUAUUCCGUUCUGGUUCCUGCCCAAGUCUCUGCCCAAACAGGGCCAAGAGGAGAGUCAGAGUAAGAGCACAGAAAUUACCUCGGUGGCAGAGCAGGAGAACUUCCUCCCGGAGCAGAGCCAGGACCAGGAGGAGAAGGAGAAGCAGGUCUCAUUUCGGGAGAUGGCUAAAGACUUCGUCCCGUCUCUGAGAAGACUCUUCCGGAACAGCAUCUACACACUGAUGAUCAUCACCCACCUGGUGGCAGUAAAUGGCUUCAUCGGCCUGAUCACCUUCAAGCCCAAGUUCCUGGAGCAGAUCUACGGCCAAUCAGCCUCCAGGGCUACUUUCAUCAUCGGAAUCCUCAACCUACCGGCUGUGGCUCUGGGCAUCAUCACAGGAGGUUACAUACUGAAGCGGUUCAAGCUCGGCAUCAUCGGAGCAGCCAGGGUGGCCAUCUGUACCGCCUUGGUCUCCUUUUGUCUGCUGGCCAUGCAGAUCUUCAUGCACUGUGACAACACAGAAGUGGCUGGUCUCACCGUUUCAUAUCAGGGAGUUUCUCAUGUGUCCUACAACCAACAGACUUUGGUGUCCCAGUGCAACGUGGGCUGCACCUGCUCACUGAACCACUGGGACCCGGUGUGUGCCGAUGAUGGGAUGACUUAUGUUUCCCCCUGUCUGGCCGGCUGCCAGACCUCCACCGGCGCUGGCAAAGACAUGAUGUUCCAUAACUGCACCUGUGCAGGACAGAUGACUCCGGGCUUGAACACCUCCGUAGCUCUGGGCCAGUGCAGUAGGAGGAGUAGCUGUGACAGGCUGUUUAAAAUCUACAUGGCCAUGUCUGUGUUCGGUGCCUUUAUAUCCGGAUGUGGCGGAACACCGGGAUACAUCGUACUGCUGCGGUCUAUACAGGUGGACCUGAAGUCUCUAGCCUUGGGAAUGCAGACACUGAUCGUGAGAACCUUAGGUGGAAUCCCUCCUCCCAUUUACUUUGGAGCACUCAUUGACCGAACCUGUUUGAAGUGGGGGACGAAGCAGUGCGGAGGUCGAGGAGCGUGUCGGCUCUACGACGCCAACACCUUCAGAGUGACAUACUUGGGGCUGAUUAAUGGAUGCUACUUCCUGUCCAAUAUCCUGUGGGGCGUCCUCUAUUUCUUUAUUGUCAAGCGACAAAAGAAGUUGUCCCUGAAGAAGCAGGACAAAGAGAGUGGACCUGAGGGCAACGGUGCGGCCAAUGGACACGCCCGCAUCAGCAUCAUUAAGGACACGGAGGACACGGACAGAGAGAGCACCAUCUAGGGUGGCUCAGCAGAACAACAUGACUGUGAAGAUAAAUAAAUACUUAAAGAGCCGGUGGUGAUGACACUGCACCCAGACUGGAGCCAACGCAGCAGCAGCGGUACAGUGUCCACACUUAAAGUGACUUUUAGAUAUAUAAAUAAAUGGACUCUAUACUGUAGUCCAGUCCAGUGGUUCUCAAACUUCGAGUACCACCACUGUGCACCCAACAGUGAACAGGCCACAAGGGGGAGCCCGUGUACCAUGAGUGGUGUGCGUACCACCGUUUGAGAACCACUGCUGUGGUCCCUACAGUAUACAGCCACACUGAUGUAAGUACAGAACAGUGUGUUGUUUCAUAUGCUAUUUUUUUUGUAUUUGUUACUGACAGUGAUUUUGUCAUGGUUUUUCAUCGUGUGCAGGUUCUACUACAGAUGAACUGUAUUAUAAAAUAUUCACUGAGGUCGAGUGGGUAAACAUAAGCGAUAUAGUGAACAAGAAAAUUAAAAAACAAAUCAUCACCGAGACCGUAGACCAGGGUUUACCAAACCCAAGUCAACAGACAUUAUUCGUUAAAGCGAGACAACCCCCCCAAAAAAUCUCUUGUGACCCACUUGAGGGUUGCGACCCAGUCUUUGGGAAACAAUGCAAAGCAGAGAGACUUUAACCACUGGUCAGGUUUUGUUACAUUCAGUUGAAGGGUUAAAAAUAGACACAAGAACUCCUAACAACUCUGUCUGUCCACAGGGCUAACUUCUCACCGUGUUUUUGCACAUGCUAACCGUUAGAAAACCUGUUGUGGAUUUUAAUCAUUCUUCAAUCAUCAUAAAAAAAUUCUUCAUCUUCAGUUUCCUAGUCGACAGUAGAACUGUUUCAUCCAGGUUCUUCCAGAAGGUAUUCAGUUCUAUUAGCCACGUGCUAGGUCUCAGAUCACUUCAAGAGUGUGUACUUUAGGAUGUGUUUUCUUGCAAAACCAAAAUAUUAAAGUAUUUUUCUUUGAGCUUUAGGCUCACGUGCAGCUUGUACUACUAGUACUACAGUACAACAGUCUACCAUUAUCAGCACUGUACCUACAGUGGGGGCAGAGUGGGGCCUGACUUAUGACACACUGGUUGUUACAUCACAUCACUCAUAUCACAUGAGCAGUGAAGGUGGGGAUCGUGGACCCCGUCCAGCCUCUGGUUUGUUUGGAACGGUUUCUCAUGAACCCUGUCUCUCACCGUAGUGGUUUCAACCGUGGGGGAAAUUAUUCAAAUACUGGGAUGAAGUUGAUUAGAACAGAAAAAUAUAUAUUUUAGAGGUAAAUGUUUUAAAAAUGUCAAUAUAUUGGACUUUUUUUUGUACAUUGUUAAUUGUAAAAAAAGAAAAAAAUCAGGAAAACAU